AUGGCUUCCAGUCCGCUGCCGGGGCCCAAUGACAUCCUGCUGGCUUCGCCUUCGAGCGCUUUCCAGCCCGACGCGCUGAACCAGCCGCGGCCAGGCCACGCCAAUCUCAAACCCAACCAGGUGGGCCAGGUGAUCCUCUACGGCAUUCCCAUCGUGUCGCUGGUGAUCGAUGGGCAGGAGCGCCUGUGCCUGGCACAGAUCUCCAACACGCUCCUCAAGAACUUCAGCUAUAACGAGAUCCACAACCGCCGCGUGGCGCUGGGCAUCACGUGCGUCCAGUGCACGCCUGUGCAGCUGGAGAUCCUGCGGCGCGCGGGGGCCAUGCCCAUCUCCUCACGCCGCUGCGGCAUGAUCACCAAGCGCGAGGCCGAGCGUCUGUGCAAAUCGUUCUUAGGCGAAAACCGGCCGCCGAAGCUGCCCGACAACUUCGCCUUCGACGUGUCGCACGAAUGCGCGUGGGGCUGCCGCGGCAGCUUCAUCCCCGCGCGCUACAACAGCUCCCGCGCCAAAUGCAUCAAAUGUAGCUACUGCAACAUGUACUUCUCGCCCAACAAGUUUAUUUUCCACUCCCACCGCACGCCCGACGCCAAGUACACGCAGCCAGAUGCCGCCAACUUCAAUUCCUGGCGCCGACAUCUCAAGCUCACCGACAAGAGCCCUCAGGACGAGCUGGUCUUCGCCUGGGAGGACGUGAAGGCCAUGUUCAACGGCGGGAGCCGCAAGCGCGCGCUGCCCCAGCCGGGCCCGCACCCCGCCUGUCACCCGCUCAGCUCCGUCAAGGCCGCGGCCGUGGCCGCCGCAGCGGCGGUGGCGGGAGGCGGGGGUCUGCUCGGCCCGCACCUGCUCGGCGCGCCGCCGCCACCCCCGCCGCCGCCGCCUCUGGCCGAGCUGGCGGGAGCCCCGCACGCCCAUCACAAGAGGCCGCGCUUCGACGACGACGAGGACUCCCUCCAGGAGGCGGCCGUCGUGGCGGCAGCCAGCCUCUCGGCGGCCGCCGCCAGCCUCUCGGUGGCCGCGGCCUCGGGAGGCGCCGGGGCGGGCGGGGGCGGCGCCGGGGGCGGCUGUGUGACCGCUGUCGGCGUGGGCGCCGGCGCGGGGUCAGGCGCAGCAGCCGGCGCCAAAGGCCCGCGCAGCUACCCGGUCAUCCCGGUGCCCAGCAAGGGCUCCUUUGGCGGUGUCCUGCAGAAGUUCCCGGGCUGCGGGGGCCUUUUCCCGCACCCUUACACCUUCCCGGCCGCCGCCGCCGCCUUUGGCUUGUGCCACAAGAAGGAGGACUCGGGCGCAGCCGCCGAGGCCCUGGGGGGAGCCGGCGCCGGGAGCGCAGGUGCAGCGCCCAAGGCCGGGCUGUCGGGUCUCUUCUGGCCCGCAGGCCGCAAGGACGCCUUCUACCCGCCCUUCUGCAUGUUCUGGCCGCCGCGGACCCCCGGUGGGCUUCCUGUGCCCACCUACCUGCAGCCCCCGCCGCAACCUCCCUCUGCGCUCGGCUGCGCCCUUGGUGACAGCCCGGCCCUGCUGCGCCAGGCUUUCCUGGACCUGGCGGAGCCUGGCAGUGCGGGCGGGAGCGCGGAUGCCGCGCCCCCUCCGGGUCAGCCCCCUCCGGUCGUGGCCAACGGCCCCGGCUCCGGCCCGCCGCCGCCGGCGGGGGGCGCCGGCGCUCGCGACCCGCUCUUCGAGUCGCCCCCGGGCGGCAGCGGGGGGGACUGCAGCGCGGGAUCCACGCCGCCCGCAGACCCCGCGGCGACGUCCGGGGCGGGCGCCGCGUCCUCCGGGGCCGGCCCGGCGAGCGCCCGCGUGCCGGCUCCGCACCCCGCACACCUCCUGGAGGGGCGUAAGGCGGGAGGCGGCGGCUACCACCAUUCGAGCGCUUUCCGGCCGGUGGGCGGCAAGGACGACGCGGAGAGUCUGGCCAAGCUGCACUCGGCCCAAGCGCACCACCACCAUCACCACCACCACCAACCACACCAUCACCACCACCACCACCAUCCCCCGCAGCCACCGUCGCCGCUGCUGCUGCUGCCCCCGCAGCCCGACGAGCCAGCUUCUGAGCGCCACCACCCAGCGCCCCCGCCGCCGCCGCCUCCCCCGCCGCCGCCGCUGGCCCCGCAGCAGCCGCACCACCGAGGCCUUCUGUCCCCGGGGGGCACCAGCUGCAGCUACCCCAGCGAGGACAGCUCCGGAGACGAGGACGACGAGGAAGAAGAGCAGGAAGUGGACGUGGAGGGCCACAAGCCCCCCGAGGGCGAAGAAGAGGAAGAGGAAGGUCGAGACCCUGACGACGAGGAGGAGGAAGACGAGGAGACCAGAGUGCUGCUAGGAGACCCCUUAGUUGCGGGUGGCCGCUUCCUCCAGGGCCGAGGGCUGUCGGAGAAGGGGAGCAGGAACCGCGCCACUGCCGCCCCGGGCGCUUUCCCACUCGCCCUGAACUCCUCCAGGCUGCUGCAGGAGGACGGGAAACUGGGUGACCCCGGGGGCUCGGACCUGCCUUCGCUCCCACCCCCGCCCCUGGCGCCCCAGAAAGCCAGCGGUGGCAGUGGCAGCAGCCCCGGCAGUCCCGUCCACCAUCCAUCACUGGAGCAGCAGCCCUCCUACAAAGAUAAUCAGAAAACUAAGGAAAAUAACCAAGUUAUUGUAUCUACAAAGGAUGACAACAACUUUUCAGAUAAGAACAAGGAGCAUAGCUUCUUCAUCACAGACUCUGAUGCUUCUGGAGGAGAUUUUUGGAGAGAGAGAUCAGGUGAACACACACAAGAAACCAAUUCACCUCAUUCACUUAAAAAAGAUGUAGAAAAUAUGGGAAAAGAAGAACUUCAGAAGGUUUUAUUUGAACAAAUAGAUUUACGGAGACGACUAGAACAAGAAUUCCAAGUGUUAAAAGGAAAUACAUCUUUCCCAGUAUUCAAUAACUUUCAGGAUCAGAUGAAAAGGGAAUUAGCCUACAGAGAAGAAAUGGUGCAACAGUUACAAAUUAUCCCAUAUGCAGCAAGCUUGAUUAGGAAAGAGAAGCUUGGUGCCCAUCUCAGCAAAAGCUAA
Messenger RNA from Dipodomys spectabilis (banner-tailed kangaroo rat), 3030 nucleotides. It is a transcript of the gene Skor2, whose product is annotated as SKI family transcriptional corepressor 2. NCBI's taxonomy places the organism in Eukaryota, Metazoa, Chordata, Mammalia, Rodentia, Heteromyidae. Gene Ontology annotation, cellular component: transcription regulator complex; nucleus. The record is from RefSeq and is a predicted model, not a curated record. Gene Ontology annotation, molecular function: RNA polymerase II cis-regulatory region sequence-specific DNA binding; DNA-binding transcription factor activity, RNA polymerase II-specific; SMAD binding. Bases 1 to 3030 code for a protein of 1009 amino acids. The transcript is spliced from 7 exons. Gene Ontology annotation, biological process: negative regulation of BMP signaling pathway; negative regulation of transcription by RNA polymerase II.